AUGGACCAUCGCUUUUUCCUGAUGGCCCAAUGGAGCAUCCUUUUACUCCUGCUUUUGGUCCCAAAGAACUUCCUUUGUGGAGCUGAAGAUGAAGGAAGCUCAAGUCUUCAAUGCAUAUGUGAGGGCAGUACCUGUGGAACAAAGACUGAAUGCAACGGCCUACGGUGUUUUGCUUCAGUGACACAAAAUGGAGAUGUUUCGGUGUACCAGAAAGGGUGUUUUGACUCACUUGAAAAAGUUGAAAUGUUAUGUAAGAUCUUGCCCUCAGAACGUUCUGUAGUGCGUUGCUGCAACGAAAGCCUGUGUAACAGGAAUAUUACAGCAAUGCCUCUUCUUUCUCAAGCACCUAAAGAAGAACCAAUCGACUACAGUGUGGAGACAUUAAUCAUUUUUGUAGUUAGCCCAGUUAUAGUGCUGGUAGUUUUGUCUGUGGUUGCUGUCUUGAUUUGCCGCAAAAUUCACCAGAAUAGGAUGCAAAGGUUACAUGCCCAUGAUGCUGAAAAUGGAGCAAUUGAUGGCCUUAUAGCUUCCAAUGUGGGAGAUAGUACACUUGCGGAUUUGCUUGAUCACUCUCGUACAUCAGGCAGUGGAUCAGGUUUGCCAUUCUUAGUACAACGCACAGUUGCCAGACAAAUCACUUUGAUGGAAUGUGUAGGAAAGGGUCGCUAUGGAGAAGUUUGGAGAGGCCAGUGGCAAGGAGAAAAUGUUGCGGUGAAAAUCUUCUCAUCUAGAGAUGAAAAAUCUUGGUUUCGAGAGACUGAAAUUUAUAAUACUGUUCUUCUUCGCCACGAGAAUAUAUUAGUUGAGAACCGUGCAGGCUGGUCCUGGAGAAAACUGAUCACCACAUGCAUGCAGUCAGCAAUCCCCAGAAUCUGUGGGAAGCCCACGAUGGUCCCAAAACCAAUGGAUCAUAUGGUCUGGCUCUCUGGAUCUGUUCUGAACUGCACAAACUCUCUGGCCUUUUUAAAAACUGCAUUCAUCGACUCUUUAAUGCAGUGA
This is a messenger RNA of Rhincodon typus (whale shark), 999 nucleotides long. RefSeq names its product activin receptor type-1-like. The coding region runs from base 1 to 999 and encodes 332 amino acids. The transcript is spliced from 7 exons. The record is from RefSeq and is a predicted model, not a curated record. Gene Ontology annotation, molecular function: ATP binding; transforming growth factor beta receptor activity, type I; SMAD binding. Gene Ontology annotation, cellular component: BMP receptor complex; plasma membrane. NCBI's taxonomy places the organism in Eukaryota, Metazoa, Chordata, Chondrichthyes, Orectolobiformes, Rhincodontidae. Gene Ontology annotation, biological process: cellular response to growth factor stimulus; protein phosphorylation; BMP signaling pathway.